Colias croceus (clouded yellow) is the source of this 626-nucleotide messenger RNA. RefSeq lists its product as uncharacterized. The transcript has 4 exons. The record is from RefSeq and is a predicted model, not a curated record. NCBI's taxonomy places the organism in Eukaryota, Metazoa, Arthropoda, Insecta, Lepidoptera, Pieridae. The coding region runs from base 136 to 546 and encodes 136 amino acids.
GGAAAAAUCUGAAAUUGAAAUGAUAUGUAUAAUAAUAAAAUGUGUGAAAACUAUGAUAGGACCACAUAGUAAAAUUUUGUGUAACAUUCUGAAUAUGUAGUUGUUGUUUUUAUUCACAUAAUCUAUAUUUAAAAAAUGGGCUGCGUGUGUUGCUCUUUGAGUUCUUUUAUAUCCAUCGUCUUAGAUGCACUAGAAAGAGUAUCAUUAUGUACGGUGUGUGCUAUGCUCACAUGCUGCCUCAUGUUUACAAUUAUAACGGUACUUGUCAUGGGAAUAGGUAUCGGAUUUCACUAUUGUUUUGUACAAAAUUCGGUGGAGACUAUGGAAAAAGCUGCACAAGCGGCUGGUGCUAUGAGAUCAGGGGCGCCAAAACCCAGUAACCACGUUAUGCGUUCGGUAGAUAAAGCUGUAAAACGUGGAUUCGCGCAUCGAAUGUCAAGGAGGGAAGCAAGUCCUCCCCCUAUAUCGAACGAAAUUAGUAGUAAUUCUUCGACUUAUAUAAAAACAAAUUUAACAAGUACAAAUCAUACUGUUUCUGUGAUGUGAAUAGUGCUUGUCAAUUAUGUGUGUAUUCGAUUGUGAACCGUUACGUUUGAAAAUAAAACUAAGCAUAUCCGUUAAAUAUA